GGCGGAGCGGCGGGCACCGAGUCACCAGACACGACAGUGGGCUCCGAGUCAACUGGCAUGACCGCUGACACUGGGUCAGACAUUGGAUCGUCUGGCUGGACAGCAGGCAUCGGGUCACCAGGCAUCAGGUCAUUUGGCUCGACAGCGGGCACCGCGUCAUCUGGCAAGGUACGGGCACCAAGUCACCAGGCACGACAGUGGGCUCUGAGUCAAUUGGCACGACAGCGGGCACCGGGUCAUCAGGUACCGGAUUGUCUGGCUCGACAGCGGGCAUCCGGUCACCAGGCAUCAGAUCAUUUGGCUUGCCAGCGGGCACCGCGUCAUCUGGCAAGGCAGUGGGCACCGAGUCACCAGGUACGACAGCGGGCUCUGAGUCAAUUGGCACGACAGCGGGCACCGGAUCAGGUACCGGAUCAUCUGGAUCAACAGCGGGCAUCGAGUCAACUG
This is a messenger RNA of Staurois parvus, 447 nucleotides long. The record is from the annotation of a GenBank genome assembly. Lineage: Eukaryota; Metazoa; Chordata; Amphibia; Anura; Ranidae.